AUGCCGGCUUUCGUCGUCCUCCCCGCGACUCCAUCUGACCUCGAGGCCGUCGCUCGCCUUCAGUUUGAUGCCUGCGCUUCUGAUCAUGCCUUUCCUGUCCUCUUCCCUCGAGGCGGCACCCUCACUUCGAUCACGCACUUUGUGAACUCGUAUGGAAAUGACAUGGAGAACGACCCUAGCUGCCAUAUCAUGAUUGUGAAGGAAGCAUUGUCGAGGGAGGUAGUCAGUUUCGCCAUCUGGCACUUUUAUCCUCCUAGAAGCCAGGACGAGAUUGAGGAAGAAAUGCUGAUCCACGAGUUUCCACUGCCCAGUGACUCCAACAAAGAGUUGGGCAAUAAGCUGCUUCAUGCUAGUAUCAGAAAAAGACACGAAGUCGUCGCCACCAACAUUGGCGCCGAACGACCCUAUGCUUGUACGAGCCCACAGUAUCAGAGGCAAGGAGCUGGGUCGUUGCUACUCGACUGGGGCUUGGAGCGAGCAGAUGAUCGAGGCUUAGCUACGUACGUCGAGGCAUCUCCAGCAGCUGUCCGGCUGUAUCAACGGCACGGCUUCAAGGAAGUUGAUCGAUUAGCGCUUGAUCUAUUGCCCUACAAAGAGGGCGAUUAUGUCAAUUUAUGUAUGGUUCGGCGCCCAUGA
Messenger RNA from Capronia epimyces CBS 606.96, 636 nucleotides. RefSeq lists its product as uncharacterized. Bases 1 to 636 code for a protein of 211 amino acids. The transcript has 2 exons. Gene Ontology annotation, molecular function: acyltransferase activity, transferring groups other than amino-acyl groups. The record is from RefSeq and is a predicted model, not a curated record. NCBI's taxonomy places the organism in Eukaryota, Fungi, Ascomycota, Eurotiomycetes, Chaetothyriales, Herpotrichiellaceae.